GGGAAGCUUUGGGGUGCACUUAGAAGGCAAUUAGAAACAAAGCAAAGUGGAAUUUCUCACCUCUUGUACACAAUUUUACACACAAUCAACACGUUAAGGUCAGGAGCGCGACCCGGCGGGGGGGACGAUGCCAGCUUCAAGUAGAAAUAUGGACUGAGGCCAGCAACAAGGAGCAGCUUCUGUCUCCAAGUAAGACCUCCAACUUUCAUGCUUCAUCUCAGACUUUUAUGAACUUUGAGAACAGGCGUGCCUGCAGAACAGAGUUUGGAUUCCUGGGACUGUUGACACACUUUUACGCACGCCCGCGCACCGCUGGAUGUGACCGAGUGCGAAACUUUUGAAGCUGGGCCAUGCUGCGGUGACUAGAACUGCAGAAGGAGACGACCGAUGGUUGGAAACUAAUUCUGACCAACAAAAACAGAACAACAGAGAGCAAUAAAUCAGGGGGGAGCGCUCUGCAGAGGUGAAGGGAGGACAACACAAGCUGGUGUCUCCAAAUUCAGCGGGCUCCAGUUUCAGCCGCUCCGGGGGCUCCUGCUAUUAAAGCCUUCAUCUGACCUGGGAAAAGUUGUCAACAAGAGCUGCAAGCGGAGGCGAACUGGCAGGUGUACAAGUUCAUUUACAUGCAGACAUAUAUUCACUCCGCUAUAUAUAGAAGUGGCCUGUGGAACUAGCAGCCUUAAGAAGUUUCUCCUCCCACCCAGCGGGCUUGCAGCAGUUCCACGCACCAGGCGUGUGCGUGUACCUAUAUAUACACCAUACAGGCUUUUAAUUCCCUCUGCAAUUUGCCCGCUGUCGGUUUGGCUGUGAGGCCGGGAGUCGUCGCAUGGACUGACAUGGCCACCGACCUCGCCAUGAGCGCAGAGCUGCCUAACAGCCCUCUGGCCAUCGAGUACGUCAACGACUUCGACCUGAUGAAGUUCGAGGUGAAAAAGGAGCCGCUGGAGGCCGACCGCUUCUGUCAUCGCCUGCCGUCCGGCUCACUGUCCUCCACCCCGAUUAGCACACCCUGCUCCUCCGUGCCUUCCUCGCCCAGCUUCUGCGCCCCGAGUCCGGGCGCGCAGCCCAACCAGGGUCUCCCCGGCGGCGUCAACGUCGGCAACAACAGCAACAACAGCAGCGGCAACAACAAUCACAGCAACGCGGGCAAGCCUCAGCUGGAGGACCUGUACUGGAUCCCCAGCUACCAGCAUCACAUCAACCCGGAGGCGCUCAACCUGACCCCGGAGGACGCGGUUGAGGCCCUGAUCGGCAACGCGCACCAUCACCACCACCACCACCAGGCCUACGAGGGCUUCCGCGGGCAGCAAUACGUCGGAGAGGACCUGUCCGCGGCCUCGGCUGUGCACCACCAUCAGGCCCACCACCACCACCAUCACCACCACCACGGCCACCACACCCGCUUGGAGGACCGCUUCUCGGACGAGCAGCUGGUGAGCAUGACAGUGCGGGAGCUGAACCGGCAGCUCCGGGGCUUCAGCAAGGAGGAGGUGAUCCGCCUGAAGCAGAAGCGGCGCACCCUGAAGAACCGCGGCUACGCGCAGUCCUGCCGCUUCAAGCGCGUCCAGCAGCGGCACAUGCUGGAGACGGAGAAGUGCACCCUGCAGAACCAGGUGGAGCAACUGAAGCAGGACGUGGCGCGCCUUGUGAAGGAGCGGGAUCUGUACAAGGAGAAGUACGAGAAGCUGGCCAGCCGGACCUACAACUCCGGCGGGCCCGCGAACACGAGAGAUCCGUCCGGGAAACAGGCCAGCACCGAGUUCUUCAUGUGAGAGAGACAUUACCACGCUCACCUCCACACUCUUCUGACUCUAAUCGAUCUUUUCUGAUUUGUGUUUACAGUUAUUCCUCAACAGCAAAAGACUUUCAAACUCAUCUUCUUAACAAAUAAAGGUUAGGUGCGCACAAGCGUCACGUCUGUGAGUCUUAAAGAUGUUAAACUUCUGUAAGUCCACAACAAACAAGUCAGGUUGGCACAUGGGAUCACUUUCAGGCUGCAGACUCCUCUCCUGUCAGAAGUCUUAUGAACCAAUGACUGUCUUAAUCCAGAGAGAGCGCCGGGUUGGUGUUAGAACCAGGCAGAAGCAGCACAGACUGCAGGAGGAGAAUGCGCUGUGGUGCAGAGACUCUCAGUAAUGCAAAUGUAAUAGUUCCCCCCGCCCGACCCCCUCCCUCAUCCUUUUGCAACCCUGCAUGCAGGACAUGUAUGGUAACCUCCAGCCAAAACCCCAUCCACAUAUGUAUGGAAAGCAUGACCCAUGGGUUCUCCCCAGCCAUCCUUCCAUCCCUCAGUCAUCAGUAAGGCCUGGGUAUGCAGAAAAAGCCCCCCUUCCCCCAUGAGAGGUGCAAAUAACUGCGGACUGAAAUGCAAAAACAAUCUGCUUCACUGCGAAACACAUGGAUGCGUCUUUACCUGCUGUUUUCAAUCAGUUUUUUCUAUUGUUUUAAAAAAGAAAAGAAAAACGACAAAAAGAGAUUACCUGAGCCAGAUUUUAGACUGUAUUUAUUUCCACCUGUACAUAAUGUGUAGAGAAAAAAAAAAGACAAAAAAAAAAACAAAACAAGCAGUCAUCUGUGUUAUUUUACCUUCUCUCUUUUUAAGGCUUUUGUUGCUUGGAUUCGUCGAAAUGUCUUAAUCCAAAAAUGUUUGUAUGUUACAGCAUGCAAAUUGUCUGUGGUAUCCUCCUCCUCUUGCUGAACAUGUUGAACCUGCACUAAAGAGCAAACUGGAGAAAUGUUUCUGUUUUUAACCUGGAUGUAAAUUUGAUUUAAAGGAUGGAAAAGGACUGCUGCUAAAACUCUAUGCACCAAUCUGAAGAUUAAAAAAAAUACUUAAUGAUUUAUUUUCUCUCUUUUUUAUUUUUGUGGUAAAGAAUGAAAAAUGUUGCGGGGCCUGCGGGGUUUGCCCCGCAGCCCCGAUGUCUUAAAGCGAGCGGAAGGGGAGGAUGCUUGAUUGUUAGAAAAAACGGGACACAGCUGAUCAUCACUCUGUCAACAGGAAAAAAAAGUUCGUGUGUUGUCUGCUGCCUAAGAUAUAUGUGCAAUAUUGUGCAGAAGCGCUCUGGUGUUUGUGGAAAAACAAAACCGAGGAUUCAUGUUCCCGCCAAAAUAUCUCGGCCAAUUAAAAAAAAAAAAAUCUUAAACGAGUUGAGUUUGAUUAAUGGCGAUUUGAUCUAUCUCAAGACUUCUGCACAGUGCUGUGGAUGUAUAUCUGUACAUAUGAUUUCUAUACUUAUCCGACGGACCUGUCCUGGCGCGUCAACAAGUGGAAAAAUCUGCAAAGUGGGGGGGAAAGUUUGUUGAGAAACUCAUGUUUUCAUAAUGUUUAAUAAAAAGUUCUGUCCCAAA
Messenger RNA from Poeciliopsis prolifica (blackstripe livebearer), 3348 nucleotides. RefSeq names its product MAF bZIP transcription factor Aa (gene mafaa). The transcript has a single exon. Gene Ontology annotation, molecular function: RNA polymerase II cis-regulatory region sequence-specific DNA binding; DNA-binding transcription factor activity, RNA polymerase II-specific. Gene Ontology annotation, biological process: regulation of transcription by RNA polymerase II. Lineage: Eukaryota; Metazoa; Chordata; Actinopteri; Cyprinodontiformes; Poeciliidae. The coding region runs from base 837 to 1772 and encodes 311 amino acids. The record is from RefSeq and is a predicted model, not a curated record. Gene Ontology annotation, cellular component: nucleus.